This is a messenger RNA of Ceratina calcarata, 3052 nucleotides long. It is a transcript of the gene GCC88, whose product is annotated as GRIP and coiled-coil domain containing 88 kDa. The transcript is spliced from 10 exons. Lineage: Eukaryota; Metazoa; Arthropoda; Insecta; Hymenoptera; Apidae. Gene Ontology annotation, biological process: tRNA metabolic process. The record is from RefSeq and is a predicted model, not a curated record. Gene Ontology annotation, cellular component: cytoplasm; Golgi apparatus. Bases 583 to 2520 code for a protein of 645 amino acids. Gene Ontology annotation, molecular function: D-tyrosyl-tRNA(Tyr) deacylase activity.
ACUGCUCUGGCUCUCCUAUUGGUCCAUCCGCCAAGUAUACGUAUAUAUGUACAGUGUGUACAUAAGUGUUUACAUAGCGAGAGUAGCAGCAUACAUAUAUUUUCUAUAAAUUAUUUUUACUGCAAAGAGUUUAAACGAAGAGAUAUAUCUGCAUGAAACAGUAAAAGAAACUUUACUGAUAUAUAGAAAACGACGUUAAUUUAAAUAUGAAAGCAGUAAUACAACGAGUGACGAAAGCUAGCGUUUCAGGUAAUGAUCAGGUUAUACAUGUUUUAUUGUAAUGACGAAAAUUAUCGUGUCUUGUACGAUGCAAGAAUCAAGCAGAAAUAUCGAAUGCCUCUCAUAGUUAAUAAAAUAAAAGCUGUGUCGCAUUGUACUAAAUAAAAAAUAGCUUGAAUAGAUACAUGUAUUUCCCGUUCAUCGGUUCUCCUAAAACAACACUAUAAAUAAAUAAUUAUAUAUAAAAAUGUACAUCUAAACGAUAUUCCAAGUAAAUAAUAGGCUCUAAAUAUUGAUUUUGAAUGCCACACUUGGAAAAAGGUAUUUAUUUUUUAAAUGCGUUAUUAACGAUAAGAAGAUACAAUGGAACAGGACCAAAAAAAAGAUGAAAAGUCAUCAACUAUGAAGGAUGAACAUUCGGCAGAUAAUAUUUCGCAAGAGAAGGUAGAAGUAAAGAAUGUGGAACUAUAUGAUGUAGCUGUAAAUACAUCGGACGAUGAAUUAGCGAAUUCGCGACAAUCACGCGAGAUUCAAACGGAUCCGGCGGACACGGAAGUUGUGGAAAAGUUGAAAAGUAGACUAGACACAUUAAUGAAUUCUUUGGCAACUCUAUCAGCGGAAAAAUCGAAAAUGGAAGCGAAUUUUCAACAGGACAAGAAGCAACUUAGAAGUGAACGGGACGAAUGUGAAAAAGUAAUUAAAGAUUUGAAGGAAAAAUUGAGAAAGGCGCAAACUACGAAUCACUCAGAGAUCGAACAUGUGAAGUGUAAAUUAAUUAUGGAGCGUCACGAAAGGGAAAAGGAACAAAUUGAUCACGCGAAGAUGUUGAAAGAGCUUCAAAAAUUAUUGUACGAGGAACGACGAAGUAAAGAACAACUAGAGGCGCAAGUGAAAACUCAAUUCGCGAACAAGACACAAUGUAAAAUACUCGAGGCCGAAUUAGAGAUAACUAGAAAUAAGCUAAAGCAAGCAGAGGAAGCAGCUAAAGAGACGCCUCCGAUCUUAGUGUCCCUUCAAUCAGAAAUGGCUCUUAUGAAGAAACAACACUUGGAUGCGAUACAUGAAGAACAGAAAAGAGCUGCUGCGGCGGAGCAGCAAGCUAGAGUCUUAGCGAUGACUCACGAAGCACGGGUAGCCGGCUUGGAAGCAAGAUUGGCAGAACUUUCCGAUAUCGUCGGAGGCUACGAUAGGCUCAGGCAACAGGACCAACAAGCUAUUCAGAAGCUAAAAGACCAGCUGGCCGGUCUACAAGACUCUGAGCAUAAUGAUUAUUUUACUUUAAGUAACGAACCCGAGGAAAUUAUUUCUAAGAUGAAAAAUCUGUAUACGAAAUUAUUAGAUUCGGAUAAUAAAAAGAGUGAAUCGGCGCAUGUGAAAUCAUUGCUACGCAGUUUGGAUUUAUGCGAUAAGCAACAGGUUAUUGAAUACAAAGAGAAAUACGAGUCCCUUUCGCAAGAGUACGAAGAUUACAAGCAGCAAAUAAAAUACAGCCACACAAACAUGUCGCAUAAUAUGCAGAGCCAGAACGUUGCUUCAUCGAACGAAAUAAACAACAAGACGCAGCUCCAUUUUCUAAAAGCACAUAACAACAAUCUAGAGGAAAGGAUACGUGUGUUAAAUAACGAAGUAGUGAACAAAGAAAGAGAGAUGCAGUUAAAAUUGGAACAUCAAGAGAAGUCGUUUCAAGAGGAGCGCGCAGAAUUGAAACACUUGUUAUUCCAAAAGGAUAACGAAUUUCGUAGUAAAAUAUCCACGUUGGAGCAACAGUUAUUACGUCAACGAGGGCGAUCUAUGGCUCUUAUCGAAGAAAAGGACAAGGAAAUCCUGACUUUAAAAAGUUCUUUUCACGCUUUGUUACCUAACAAAGAAAACAUCGUAGAUAAUAAACCGAGUACGCUCAAACAUCAAAACGAAACGGAACCAGCUACCGAUUUGGUAACGGGAUUAUUGACAAGCGAUAGUCCUCCGAUACUGCAUUAUAGUCAAGAGUUAGCUAGAAAAGAGGUUCAAGUGUCGGCUUCUAGAAAGAAGCUUCUACAGUUGGAAGCUACCUUGCGGGAAAAGCAACGAGAAAUGGUUCAUAUAAACGAGAGACACAAAGAAGAUAUAAAAACGUUACAAACUCAAAUCACAAGACUCGAAGCCUGCAAAUCCAGAGAAGGUGCUAAUCUUGAAUAUCUAAAGAAUGUGUUUAUAAAUUAUCUGACGACGAGCGAUGUGUCCAGUAAACGGCAUAUGCUAAAUGCUAUUUCUACGAUCUUGCGUUUCACUCCGGAAGAAUCGAGUAAGAUAAAACACUAACUAAUACUGGUUUCAUUAUUUAUUUUAUAUAUUCCGGAUCUUAUGAUGAUCCCAAAUGAUUCUUUAUGCUAUCAUGAUGGCCAAAUUGAAUUUAAUCUAUUGCAUACUUAACAAACAAUAGAUGGGUACAUGACUUAAUUCUGAAUUUAUUAGCAAACCGGAGAGAAUACUUAUUUCCUACAGUUCUUUCAAAUGGUUUGUUAUCAUAAGAAAUUACAUGUUAUGCUGCCAAUGUAAAGAUUGUACAUCAACCUACAGUUUCUUUUGUUUUAUCUGUGUAAUAUUGAAGUUCGAUGUGCAAAGGAAAUAAAAAAAAUACAAAGAAGUUAAAAAGGAAGAAUUUGUACAAUUUAAGUUAUUUUUUAGUACAUUGUUUCACCACUCAUGUGCAAUUGUUAACUGAAUCCUAGUUUGACUCUGACUAAAGCACGUUCUGUUAAUGAUCGUGGGAGUUAUGGUAAUAAAUGAUGUGCUCUAGCAUCUAGAAGUUGUAUUUCCUCGGUGGUACUAGUAAUAAAAGAGGUGAAACAAA